This is a messenger RNA of Haliotis rubra (blacklip abalone), 4234 nucleotides long. RefSeq names its product poly [ADP-ribose] polymerase 2-like. The transcript has 17 exons. Gene Ontology annotation, molecular function: zinc ion binding; NAD+ poly-ADP-ribosyltransferase activity. NCBI's taxonomy places the organism in Eukaryota, Metazoa, Mollusca, Gastropoda, Lepetellida, Haliotidae. The record is from RefSeq and is a predicted model, not a curated record. Bases 1 to 2067 code for a protein of 688 amino acids.
AUGGAGAGUGAGUUCAGCUUUAGGCUCUGUACCUCGAAGGAGAGUCAAGGAGAUGAGUUCAGCUUUAGACUCUGUACCUCGAAGGCCAAGGCUAGUAUCCAGGAUUUUUAUGUGUGGCAGUGGGAGAAUGAGCACGGGAAGUGGAACCCAUACCCGGCAGACACCAGUCUCUUGUUGGAGCAGGCACAGCGAGAUGGCACCGACGAAACGGUCGACAUCGAGGCAAUGCAUCGCUCUUACAGCAUCGACCUGAAGACCAUGGAACAAAUCAACACUACGACAAAUGUUGCUCGCAAAGUGGCCAGGGAGAAAGCAGAUUCCAUUGCCCCAGAGAAUGAUGUAGAUGAAGUAGAUGCUGUUGAUGACGCUGAUGAGGAUGAAGAGAUGCCGUCAGUGUCCAGUGCAGGAGAUGCCCCUGCUGCCAAGUCCACAGGAAAAUCAGCUGCCAAGUCCACAGGAAAAUCAGCUGCCAAGAGUGGGGGCAAGGCAAGUAAAAGCGGGCGUGGCAAGUCGGGGAGAGUGAAGGAGGAGGAAGAUGGAGAGGAAGAGCCUAAAAAAUCCACAGUGAGGACAGUGGUUGUGAAGGGGAAAGCUCCCGUCGACCCAGAAUGCAGCCUGGUAAAUAAAACGCACGUCUAUUUUGAUGCAAAGGAUGUCUGGGACUGCAUGCUUAACCAGACUAAUGUGGGUAACAACAACAACAAGUACUACCUGAUCCAGAUUCUGGAGGACGACGGCAAGAAGGCCUUCCAUGUGUGGCAGCGUUGGGGGCGCGUUGGCUACAAGGGUCAGAACAACCUUGUCCCCUGUGGAGGCGAUCUCGACAAGGCCAAGAACAUCUUCUGUAAGAAAUUUACAGACAAGACCAAAAAUGAUUGGGCAUCACGUGACAGUUUUGUAAAGAUGGCUGGCAAGUAUGACAUGCUGACCAUGGACUACUCAAGUGGUAACGGAAAGGCAGCGGAGGACACAGUGGAUGCACCUGGCAUUAAGAAGGAAGACAGUGUGAAAGUGCCAGACUCCACCCUCGACACCAAGCUGCAGGAUCUGGUCAACCUGAUCUGUGACAUCAAGUCCAUGGAGGAUGCCGUCGUUGAGAUGAAGUACGAUGCCAAGAAGGCUCCUUUAGGCAAACUGACGGAGAACCAGAUCAAGUUUGGUUAUGCAGCCUUGAAAGUCAUUGAAGAGUUGAUCAACAAGGGCGACACGAGCCGGAAGUUGACAGAUGCGUGUAACGACUUCUACACUCGCAUUCCUCACAACUUUGGGAUGAAGACACCGCCAAUCAUCAGGACCAAGCAGGAAGUGAAGGACAAGAUUCUGCUGUUGGAGGCCCUGAGUGAUAUAGAGAUCGCAAUCAAGAUGUUGAAGCAAGGCGACAUGUCGGAGAAUCCCGUGGACAGACACUACCAUUCACUCAAAUGUGGCCUUGACCCACUGAGCAAGGGUCAUGCAGAUUUCAAGCUGCUGAAUGAGUACCUCCAGACCACCCACGCCUCCACACACAACAUGUACAAGAUGGAGCUACUCGACGUCUUCGCCUGCCAGAAGGAAGGAGAGGCUGCUAAAUUCGUGGACCAUGGAAACAGAAUGCUGUUGUGGCAUGGAUCGCGGUUGACCAACUGGGUCGGUAUUCUAAGCCAGGGUCUACGCAUCGCUCCACCCGAGGCUCCCGUCACAGGAUACAUGUUUGGCAAGGGUGUGUAUUUUGCUGAUAUGUCCAGCAAGAGCGCAAACUACUGCUUCACGUCAAGAGCAAAAAAUAUUGGGCUGCUUUUGUUGUGUGAGGUAUCCCUGGGCUCGGUGAACGAACUCCUUGCUGCCGACUACAACGCCGCCAAGUUACCACCAGGGACACACAGUGUGAAGGGAGCAGGAAAGAUAGCGCCGAACCCCAAGAGUAGUAAAACAAUGUCAUGUGGUACAACUGUUCCUAUUGGAAAGGGUACUGACACAGGGACCACGAAUCCUCAUGGCUACACACUCAACUACAACGAGUUUAUCGUUUACGACACGGCACAAAUCAAGAUGAGGUACCUCCUCAAGGUCAAGUUCAACUAUAAGUGAUUGAAACAUCAUGGUAUUACAAUAAACAAUGUCCCAACUUUCAGGAUGGGGCCCAGCUUCACAAAGCUGCCUUAGCAUAACGACUGUCACAACUUAACAUUCAUUUACCCAUCACAAAUUCUCCAUCAAAGAUGUUUUUACGACAGUCAUUGCAUCAGUUUGUGGCAUGGAGGGUUGACAGCGCUGUAGGCAGUUUGACUUACAUCAUACUGCAUGACAUUUUGUCAUGUUAUCUUGGUUUUGCAAUUUUUAUGAAACAUGCUGUUUUUUUUGUAUUAAUGGUAUUAACAUGCAGUUUUAGACAAAUACAACCAGUAUGUUGGAAGGAUAUUGUUACGAAUUUCACUGUUGCUGAUCAUUGACAACAUGAGUUUACUUCUUAAGCCAGAUAUUUCUUGUUAAGUAGAGGCGGUGGGAUAGCCUAGUGGUUGAAGCGUUCGCUCAUCAUGCCAAAGGUCUGGGUUUGAUUCCCUUCAUGGGUACAGUGUGCAAAGCCUAUUUCUGGUGUUCAUGAAUUUACUCCAAUAUAGGUUACAGUGCCAUUAAACCAGACUCGCUCACUUCUUGUUAAGUGUGGAUACCAUAUUGGUGGUUUUCCACCAAAAGUGGGUUCUUGUCUCAGACAAUGGCCUGAUCUGGUCUCAACUAUUAAUUUUGUGGUUCCAGUUAAAGGUGUUUCAGAUCAUGUGACUUUCAGUGGCAAUAUUUUUCAUGAAUAUUGCAGCUGGAAUCUCUUUCUGCCAAUUCAACAAACACAUGGUCUGAGUUGUUUCUGGUUUUCAGUAGAGCUGCACCAAAACCGUUUGGCAUCUUCCUGCAAAUAUAUUCAUAAAUCACCAAAGCCAAUAUGUGUUGAAUCUCUUGAACUGAAGAAAUGUGAAAUACAUAUGAAUAAAACAAAAUAUUAGUAAACUCGCAUGGAUUUCAGUCGUUACAUUCUUCAUGAAGUGGUAGGAAGUUAUGAACAGACUGACUGACUGACUGAGUUUGGUUUUACGCCGCUUUUAGCAAUAUUCCAGCAACAUCACGGUGGGGGAAACCAGAAAUGGGGUUCACACAUUGUGCCAAUGUGGGAGUUAUGAACAGAAGGAACCUGUCUUGGAAUUCAGUCAAUACAUAGUUUAUGUAGGGGGUGGAAGUGAGCCUCGUAGUUCCCACAGAGAAAUGAUCUGAUUUUGUAGUAGGGAUGAGACUCCGUGCAUAUCUUUCAAUGGUUCACAUGCACAAAACAGUCACAGCUCUACAACUAUUGUAGGUCCAUGUUACACAAUGGUAUUACAAUGUCUCGGAUAAGAUCGAUUUGUGCAUGUGGACCCAGAACCCAGAACCUCUGAGCCUUGUAGAGGUGCAUUCAGGAUUUUCAAAAAUGGAGUCAUGUACCAAAGUCACAAGGUGAACAGAAACAAGUGGACACGUAAGGUGUUUGAACAAAUCCACCGACCGACCCUGAUCACGGAUUCCCUGGAUACAACAAAUGUUGAGUGCAUCAUCUCCAAAGACUACCAAUGGAAAACUGUGUGGAAGAUACAGUCAUUAUCUGCAGCUGGGGGCGGUGGGGUAGCCUAGUAGUUAAAAGGGUUCGCUCAUCACGCAGAAGACCCGGGUUCCCCUGCCGCGAUUUUGCUGGAAUAUUGCUAAAAGCUACGUAAAACUAAACCCACAUACUCACUAAAGCUUGACACCAAUGUGGUCUAGUGUAAUAUAUGAACAGCCUAUCAAUAUCACAUGCACUUCACGGGUGACAACUCAUCCAUCCCAUCGCCAUAGAUAUAGAAUAUUGCCGAGAGCGGCGUUAAACACAAAAUUCCUCCAUCCCAUGCUGAGGAGUGUGGGUAAACUUUGGCUCCCAGCUACUAUAUAUAGUAAGUCCAAACUCAGAUGGUCCAACUUGAUAGCAUAUCCUUGUACCCAAAGGGCGUGUUUCAAUGCUCCCAUAUCAGUCACUGCAUUGUCGGGUCUGGAACCAAUAACACCAAACCACUGUCAUGUAGGUGUAAUACUGCCUAGUGUACAUGUAUUUGUUACUCAUCUGGUUGUGAGACUGACCUUUUGUGCAUGACAUUCAUUAUUGUCAUCAAGAUCCUGUUCUUGUUAUUCUAUGUUCGUGUGUAUUUAAUGUAGUGCUUUUUACAUGACUUUAUGUCAGAAAUAAAUUACACUUCCUGUC